Molecule: messenger RNA, 1014 nt
Organism: Debaryomyces hansenii CBS767
Lineage: Eukaryota; Fungi; Ascomycota; Pichiomycetes; Serinales; Debaryomycetaceae
Exons: 1
Coding region: 1-1014 (337 amino acids)
Source: RefSeq, a predicted model, not a curated record
AUGUCCGAUGAAUUAUCAAAAGAAUGUGAUUCACUCUUGGCAAGUACUUCGAUUCUUGAUCAUCACUAUGGUAUUCCAGAUAUAACAAAAAAUCACUUGAAACUCACCAGUUGCAAUGAGUCCACAAAACUCGAGAAAAAGUAUCAUGAAUUAUACGGUGAACUAAGUCAAAAACUAAACAAACUAGCAUAUUUUAAUAAACUUGAUGAAUUGAACGGACAAUCUGUUGAUAAAAUUGAAGAGCAAUAUCAUGAAAUUCUUAAUAAUAAACUUGAUAAGAUACCUAUACUAGAAUAUUCAAAAGGUAAUGAAAUAUCAAAAUUGAAAGCUAUACGGAACUAUUAUGAAUUACAAAUUGAUAAUUUUAAAACAAGAUUGUUGUUAAACAAUUAUUUGCAAAUAACGUUACCUAUUUUAAGGUCAAUUCAUCAAUUAGAUACAGGUAUUGCUACGACUGAGUUGAAUAUAUCCCAGAACUUGUCAACUUUGUAUUCUAUUAAUGAACGUAAUACAAAUGCAAAUAUAAACAAAUUAAUAAAAUCCUAUCAGGAAUUAAAUAAGAAUAAUAAGGAGUUAAAUAACUUGGCACAUUCAAUUUCUAACACCCUUAAUAAUGAGUUACAAGAUAAGUUAAAGAGCUUGAAUGCUCUCAAUGUUAAUUUGAAAGAAAAACAUAAUGCGUUACUAGAAGUGAAGGGAAAGCAGAUUAACGAAUUCCUAACCGAAAGUGAUGACCACAUUUAUAAGAAAUUCAACGCCUUAGUUAAUGAGUGGACAUAUAUAUCGAUAAUAUGUGAGCUUUUGGUCGGCUUUAUUAUUAGCCUUCCAAUUGAUUGGUAUCAGGAUAAGUCUUUACGGAAAAUACUUUUUGAAACUGAAAAGUUGUCACUGAAGACAUCAAAGUACCAACUGGUCAUUAAUAUGAAUAGUCUCAAUAACUUUAAACUUGAAGAAUUAUAUAUGAUUGACCUCGAUGAAUUAGAUCUUAAUAGUGAUACUAGCAACGGUAAUUGA